Molecule: messenger RNA, 5386 nt
Organism: Carcharodon carcharias (great white shark)
Lineage: Eukaryota; Metazoa; Chordata; Chondrichthyes; Lamniformes; Lamnidae
Product: carboxypeptidase O-like
Exons: 11
Coding region: 76-1437 (453 amino acids)
Biological process (GO): proteolysis
Molecular function (GO): zinc ion binding; metallocarboxypeptidase activity
Source: RefSeq, a predicted model, not a curated record
CUGUACUCUGCUGAGCUCUCAGUUCCCAAGUCCUUUUGUGACAGUUUGAGAAGGUCCCGUUGGAGUUUGUUGACCAUGAAAUGGUGGGUAAUAUAUAUCUCUAUUUUUGGGAUUUUUCCUGUGAUCACACACAGUUUCCAGGCACAAUACAAUGGGGAUCAAGUGCUCCAUCUCAUCCCUGCGGAUUCCGAGCAUGUGGAGUUUCUGAAACAGCUUGUGGAGGACGAGCAGAUUGACUUGUGGAGGCCUGAGUUCCCAGAGAGAAUUCAGCCUCAGGAUGAGGUCCAUGCUCGGAUCCCAGCCUCAGCACUCGACACAGUUAAAGGUGAACUGAAGGCACGGGCCCUUCAAUACAGCAUUUUAACGGAAAAUAUUCAAGAACUCCUGGACAACCAGAUACAGAAUGAGGAUAAGCAGCCUUUCAAUACCAGAGCACACAGCUACAUCAAGUAUCACCCAAUGGAAGAGAUCUAUCACUGGAUGGAACACAUGAAGGAAAACUAUAAGGAGUUGGUGACACAGCAUCUGCUGGGGAUGACAUACCAGAAGCGGCCGAUGUAUUAUCUGAAGAUCAGUAGAAAAUCCGAUAAACCCAAGAAGAUCAUUUGGAUGGAUUGUGGAAUUCAUGCCAGGGAGUGGAUCGCUCCUGCUUUCUGCCAGUGGUUUGUGAGGGAGGUAUUAGAGGCAUACACUGCAGACCCUCAAAGAGAACGCUUCCUCCAACACAUUGACUUCUACAUUCUGCCGGUUCUGAACGUCGAUGGCUAUAUUAAUUCCUGGACUACGGACCGCCUAUGGAGAAAAUCCAUGUCCCUGUGUGAUUUGGACAACAGUACCUGUUUUGGAACUGAUCUCAACAGGAAUUUUGAGGCAAAAUGGUGCAGUAUUGGGGGUUCGAGAAACUGCUGUUCAAUCACCUAUUGUGGUUCAGCACCAGAGUCUGAACCAGAGACCAUCGCCGUUGCUAGCUUUCUCCGUAAGCAUCUGGGUGACGUUUUAUGCUACCUGGCCAUUCACUCCUACGGUCAGAUGAUUCUUAUGCCUUAUGGGUACACAAAUACAACAGCCAGCAACCACGAGGAAAUGGUGAAUGUCGGACAAAAAGCAGCUGAUGCUUUGUACCAGAAGCAUGGGACAAGAUUUAAAGUGGGAUCAACGGUAGAGCUUCUCUAUUAUGCAGCUGGCACAUCCAUUGACUGGGCAGCUGACCUUGGAAUUGACUUCUCCUUCCUGUUCGAGCUCCGAGACAAUGGGACCCAUCAUUUCAUCCUCCCAGAAGAUCAGAUCCAGCCAACCUGUGAGGAGACGAUGGCUGCUGUGACAACCAUUAUUGAGCACGUAUAUGAUAAACAUUUCCCGAACACUGCUCCAACCAUUGUAGCCCUGUGGUUCAGUGUGCUGGCCUCCAGCUUCUUAAGCGUAUACUUUGUAAAAUGACUCCAAGACCAGAGGUAAAGAACUUGGAGGGGCUAGGGUUUAGGUGUGGAGGAAUGGGGACCCAAGCAUCGUCAUUAUGGCCAUUUGGCCCAUCGAGUCUUUGCCAGCUGUCUGCAGCUCAGUCCAAUCAGUCCCAUAUCCCUGCUUUGUCCCCUUGGCUCUGCAAGUUUAUUUCCCUUCGAUCCGAUUUUCUUUUGAAAUCAUUGAUUGUCUCCUCUUCCACCAUCCUUGUGAGCAGAGAGUUCCAGGUCAUCACCACUCACUGUGUUAAAAAGUUCUUCCUCACAACACCAUCUGCAACUCUUGCUGAAAAACUUAAUUCUGUGACCCCCUAGACCUUGUGACACCAGACAAUGGGGCCAGAUUUUCUUUGUCUAUCUAAUCGAAACUUAUCAUUAUCUUAUGCGCCUCUAUUGAAUACCCCCUUAACUUCCUUUGCUCCAAGGAGAACCAUGCCAGCUUCUCCAACCGAACCUUGUGGCUAAAACACCCCCCAUCCCUGGAACCGUUCUGGUAAAUCUCCCUCUGCACCAUCACAGGGACCCUCACAUCCUUCCUAAAGUGUGGUGACCAGAACUGGAAGCAAUACUCUAGUUGGGAUCUAACCAGAGCUUUAUAAAUGUUCAGCGUAACUUCCCUGCUUUUGUACUCAAUACUUCCAAGAUCCUAUAUGCUUUGCUAAUUACUCUCUCAUUAUGCCCUGCCACCUUCAAAGAUCCAUGCAGAUGAGCCCCCAGCUCCCUCUGUCCCUGCACGCUCACACCUGGAUCAAUUCCAGGGAGGUGCGGGAAGCGAGUGAAAUUACCUGGCAGUUGGACUUGCUGCAUUCUUGUGGCUGAGCCACUCUUGAUGGGGAGAUAGACUGCAGAAGGGCCAGAAGUGUAAUCAAGGUGUGUAUUCCAGUUAUUAUGGGUCAAAGGUAAGACAGGAACAUGGAAUGAGAGGGAGGGAGGGAAACCACAAUACAUUAUUCAUAGACAAAAUCAAAGAAACACUGGCUGUUAGAAGUACUGACUAAUGUCUCUGGAACAUUUCACUUUAGUAUUUUAUUCAGCAAAAUGGAAGAUUAGCAGAACAACAUUGCAAACAACUGGAUUUCCCUCUUCCUCCAUUUCCCCUCCUGCCCUUCACCCCAUCUCUCCCAAAGCUGUUGAUGUACAUUGCGGAACAAUGACCUCACGAUACCUCACCCAGGUUCUCCGAUUACCAAGUGAAGUGAGAUGAGAACCCGAGAGAAUGAUAACGUGGGCAAAGUAACAAUGAACACAACUCAGUGAAUCCAAAGUAGAACAAAGUCACUAAGUAAUGCAAGGGAUUUACACACAGGAACAGUGCGCUGUUGCUGGGUCAAAUUCCUGGCACUCCCUCCCUAAUAGCGCUGUGGGCGUAUCUACACCACAGGGACUGCAGCGGCUCAAAAAGACAGCUCACCAUCACCCUCUCAAAGGCAAUUAGGGAUGGGUAAUAAAUGCUAGCCUAGCCAAAGAUGACCACAUCCCAUGAAUGAAAAAAAACUGGUCUAUGCUAGUGCUUAUUCUCCACAUGAACCUCCUCCCACCUCUCUUCAUCACACCCUAUCCAACAUAUCUUUUGAUUCCUUUUGCCCUCAGGUACUUACCUAGUUCACCUUUAAAUGUGUCUGUGCUACUCACCUCAACUACUCCUUAGCUAGUUCCAGAUUCUAAUUGCCCCCUGGGUACAGAGUUUCUCCUGAAUUCCUUGUUGGAUUUAUUGGUAACUAUUUAGCAACCAAUCAACACUCUCUUCUCAUACAGUUUAAUUAUUGUUUCCUGUGACAUUGGUAUUCUUGCGAGUGUCCUGAUGAGUGCAAGAUGAAAAGCUUUGACAAAAUGUCUAUUUUUAGCAAUACGUAACUAUUUUAUAUUUGAGGUCCCUAUUUCUGGUUUGUCUUGCAAGUGGAAACAUUUACACCUGCCCUAUUCAAACCCCAAAUCCUCUCUCAGGUCGUCCUUCAGUCCUCUUUCCUAGAGAAAGGAGCUCCAGCCUGUCCAACCUUUCCCGCUAGGUGUAAUCUCUCAGUUCUGGUAUCUUUUUACCCCUUCUUCAAUGCCUCUAUACCCUUUUAAUAAUAUGAACAUGCACAGUGCUCCCAGUGUGGUCUAGGCAAAAUUCUAUACAAGUUUAACUACUUUUCAUAUCUAACCUCCUCAGAAGGCAAUUUCAUGAUCUCAUUCACCUUUUAGUGACCUGUGUACCUAUAACCCAGAUCCCUCAACUCUUCUACCCAUUUAGACACUUAUUUUCCAGGGAUUGUGUGCCCUUCCUAUUCUUCCUGACAACAUGUAUGAUCUCUCAUUUAUUUAUACUGAAGUUCGUUUGCCAAAUAUGUGCCAACUCAGCAUGUUUAUUAAAGCCUUCCUAUAUCAUCUCAUUAACCAUACAGCUCAAUCUGGUGACAUCUGCACAUUUUGAAAUUGUACUUCCAAUUAUACCUGGGAUGAAGGGCUUAUCCUAUGAGGAAACGUUGGACAGGUUGGGCCUGUGCCCAUUGGAGUUUAGAAGAAAGAGAGGUGAGACAUGAAAGACCCUGAGGGGACUUGACAGGGUGGAUGCUGAAAAAAGACGCUUCUUCCUCUGGGGGUAAACCAGGACUCGGGGAUACAAUUUCCUUGUUAAGACUGAUAUGAGGAGAAUGUUUUUUUCUCCCUGAGGGACCUUAGUCUGUGCAAUCCUCUUCUCCAGAGAGCAGUGGAGGCUGGGUCAUUGAAUUUAUUCAAGGCUGAGUUGGAUAGAUUUUCGAUAGACAAGGGAGUCAGGGCUAUAGGGGCAGACAGGAAAGUGGAGCAAAAACCACAACCAGAUCAGCCAUGAUUGUGCCGAAUGGCGGAGCAGGCUCGAGGGGCUGAAUGGCCUUCUCCUGAUCUUAAGUCCUACGUUCCUAUGUAAAUGGUGAACGGUGGUCCCGGCUCCAAUCCCUGAGGAAGACUAUUUCCAUUCUUUUUCCAGUCUGAGUGAGCACCUUUAACCUUUAUUUUCUCUGUUCUGUUUUGUAGCUAAGCUUACUUGUCACCUGACUCCACAUGUUAUGUCCUUAGCUAUGAGUCUACUGUGUGGUACCUUAUCAAAAGGCUUUUUGGAAAUCCAUCUUUAAAGAUCUUUGUAUCUGUACUCCUGGAUCUCCCUCUUCCUGUACCCCAUUCAAACACUUACUUUCCAAAGAUCGUAUGACCUCCCCAUUCUUCCUAUUGCCUAAGUCUUUAAAGAGUUGGUCCUUUCACUUUAUUAUUAGCAGUCUUUUUAUACUUCUGUUUUAUAGUUGUAUUUGUCCUGUGAUCAUUUAUUUUAUCCUUAAUCUGACCGUUACUCUAAUGCCCAGUUUCCUUCAUCUUCAGACUUGUGUUAUUUUCACCAGAUCUACCUUCUCCCUGCAACCUCAUCCUACUAGUUUGAAGCCCUAUUGACAGCUCUGUCCCUUCCACUAGAACACUGGCCUCAACCCAGUACAGACGCAGCCCAUCCCAGUGGUACAAUUCUUUCCUGCCCCUGCACUAGCUCCAGUGUCCCAUGAAAUGGAACCCACUCCUUCCCACAUCAGCCUUACAGGAACACAUUCAUUUUCCUGAUCUAACCAUCCCAAUGCCAAUUGGCACUUGAUGUGGAUAAUGAUCCCAAGAUUGCUAACUUCUGAUAUUCCCUUAUCAAGUCCACCCACCUCCCAUUUGUUCCAUAUGUUACUGGACCCAACAUGGACCAAUAGUUUUGCCAACUGUGAUUAACUGUAUUCCUGGAGGUUUUAUCACAUGACUUGCCUCUACACAGCAGCCGGUAGUUGGCCAACUCAUCCAUCCUUGUGAUCCACUGCUUUCCCAUGCCAACUGGAAAACAAAAAGACACAUUACCCAUUUGGAUGAUGCUUGACUGACAGCCAACCGGCCUUUUUUUCCCCCAUUUUCAAUAUUUUUAUAUCUGGUAAAGAGCAAUGUUCAAA